AUGGCUAUUAUAGAAAUACAAGUGAUAUCAGAUAUAAUCUGCGCUUGGUGCUAUAUCGCGAAGCGUAACCUCGACGCAGCUAUCUCUUUGUACCAAAAGACAUACCCAGGUGGGAAAGAGGACACAUUCUUGAUCACCUGGACUCCAUACUAUCUGGAUUACAAUCCACAUCCAUUCAGCGUUGAAAAGCACACUUUAAUUGAUGUCCGCCUUCCAGACACAACGCCCCAGCAGCGCACCGCGCUGACGGAACGCAUGAACAGACUCGGGCGUGGGGUUGGGAUCCAGUUCAACUGGGGAGGCAAGAUCGGCCCUCAUACGCGGGACGCUCACCGGCUCAUUCACUUAGCACAGAUUCGGUGGGCUGAGAGCAAGCUCGACAAAGACGGGGAGAUGCAGAACACUCUAGUAGAGGGCUUGUUUGAGGCGUAUCACGUUCUAGCUCAGGAUGUGUCGGAGAGGAGUGUUUUGAGGAGCAUUGCUCUGCGGGCGGGGAUUGAUGCAGCACAGGUCGACAGAUGGCUAGACUCUGAUGAAGGAGCAAGUGUAGUAGAUCAACAGGCGAAAGAGAGUAAGGAAAUGACGAAUGCGGGAGUGCCGUUGUUUAUUAUCCAGAAGAAGCAUCGUAUUGACUCGGCGUCGGAUCCUGUGGAUCUUAUGCGAGUCUUUAUUCAGGUCAGGAAGAUGCAAUCGUCUUGA
Venustampulla echinocandica is the source of this 699-nucleotide messenger RNA. RefSeq lists its product as uncharacterized. The coding region runs from base 1 to 699 and encodes 232 amino acids. The transcript is spliced from 2 exons. The record is from RefSeq and is a predicted model, not a curated record. Gene Ontology annotation, molecular function: oxidoreductase activity. NCBI's taxonomy places the organism in Eukaryota, Fungi, Ascomycota, Leotiomycetes, Helotiales, Pleuroascaceae.